AUGGCCCCAAAAACCCUGCUUAUUUUCUGCGACGGUACUGGCAUGGACGGAACUUUGGCUCCCCCUAAAUCCGACGUCAAUGCUCGGGACAGCGUGGAGGCAGCAGCUCUGCAACUUUCCUCUACCCUCGCUGACUCCAGCCUUAAACCCCAAUAUCUGCCUCGCCUUGAAGGCACCCAUAUUCGUACGGACGAAGCUUUGCCUCAACUGAAAUCCGAAAAAAUCGACGAGGACAGCCUCGAAUUUUCAACUCAGUCACUUACGGGCAUAGGCAUUGAAGAUGUAGCAGGCGGUAAUGUUCAGUAUGCUACGAACGUAAUCCGUCUCUCGCGCUCUAUCAAAAGUCAUGAUGCGAACGGGAACCGACAAAUCGCGUUUUAUCAGAGCGGCGUGGGGUCUGAAUCGACUUUCAAGGGUGAUCAGAUAACUGGCACGACUGCUAUGCAGGCCCUAGGAACCGCUGUCGCGAGCAAAAUACGCGAUGCUUAUGUUUUCAUUGCUCAGAACUUUGAUGACGGAGACGAAAUCUGCCUCUUUGGGUUUUCCAGGGGCGCUUACACAGCUCGAAAAUUGGCUGGAUUGAUUGAUCGGAUUGGUUUGUUGACUCGCGAACAACUUGGGUUUUUCUUUGAGAUCUGGCUUGAACUGGUGGACGAUAAAACGCCCCAGAUCCCGCCUGAUACUCGGCGCCCUACUAUCAAAUGCGUUGGAGUCUGGGACACCGUUGGCUCCGUCUACAAGGAAAUCGAUGCCUUGAGCAUUGUCGAUACUGAUCUUCCAAAAACAAUCAAGGUCGCUCUUCACGCAAUAUCUUUGCAAGAAAAUCGAAUGAAAUUCCUUCCUACGUUGUGGACCAUUCCGAAGGGAGGUCUGGGAGCCAAUCAAGUUCUUAAACAGGUUUGGUUUGUUGGUGCUCACUCUGAUGUUGGAGGGCGCUACGAGCGCCAUGAGCUGGCUGAUAUCAGUCUCUAUUGGAUGACAGGAAAGCUUAAAUCUUUCAUUGACAUUGAUCUCAAGUUCUUGCGAACAUUUGCCCAAGUCAAACCCAACCCAUGGGGAACGUCUCAGCCACACAACGCCUACAAGGAUACUCCCAUUGCAUUGCGGCCGAUCAUUGGACAUGAAACACGUCUCGAAAGCAAUCAGAUUGUCCAGCAAUCUGUCUUCCACGAGAGCGUUAGAUAUUCGCCUCAGCAGCUCGCUUCACCAGACUACAUGAUUACCAUGAGUAUUAUUCAAAAGAAAUUUGGUUCUGACUUUAAACCUCAAUAUCUUGCCUUGAACGAAUUCGAACAGUACUGCAAGGAUCAUUGGGGAAGAGGCCUGUCAAUAAGUCAUGGCGUCGAAAGCCCUGCCUCAGUUAUCCGGUCAACCGCCCGUUGGGUAGGCAUGCUCCCUCGGUCCUUGUUUCUUCUUGACACGCUGUGA
Messenger RNA from Laccaria bicolor S238N-H82, 1428 nucleotides. RefSeq lists its product as uncharacterized. The transcript is spliced from 17 exons. The record is from RefSeq and is a predicted model, not a curated record. NCBI's taxonomy places the organism in Eukaryota, Fungi, Basidiomycota, Agaricomycetes, Agaricales, Hydnangiaceae. Bases 1 to 1428 code for a protein of 475 amino acids.